Penicillium cinerascens is the source of this 1056-nucleotide messenger RNA. Its product is annotated as alpha/beta hydrolase. Gene Ontology annotation, molecular function: hydrolase activity. The transcript has 4 exons. Bases 1 to 1056 code for a protein of 351 amino acids. The record is from RefSeq and is a predicted model, not a curated record. Lineage: Eukaryota; Fungi; Ascomycota; Eurotiomycetes; Eurotiales; Aspergillaceae.
AUGGCGGGCAUGUGGUUGGGACUAGGACUUCUUUUCCAUCUAGUUGGCUCUGGGGUCUGGUCUACUGUCACCGCGCCUUUGAGAGGCCAGGAGGGAGGUGCCACAGCUUUCAAACAUGUAGCAAUCUCUUCAGUGCGCACACUCAUCGACAAUCUUUCUGUAGAGCAGAUCCAAUAUGUCCUUCCAGCCGACUCUGUCCUAAAAUCUUACGAAGACCACAUGCAACAACACAAGGGCAUACCCAACAUUCUGAAGCUUCUAGAUGGCACCCAAGCAUUCUGGCUUGGCAACCCAGAGGCUGAUAAACUCAUCAUCUAUGUUCCCGGCGGUGGCUACUGCAUCCCCGCACUACCAAACCACUUCAGCCAUGUCGAGGCCCUCUCCACCGACCUCAAGAACCACGGCAAAGAUAUAGGCGUGCUCUUCCUUAUCUAUGAUCUGGCCCCUGGUGCUCAAUGGCCCCGCCAAUUAGAGCAGGCUGUUUCCCUUUUACGAUAUGCCAUCGAGACGUUGGGGAAACGACCAUCCGACAUCUUACUCCAAGGCGAUUCUUCGGGCGCCCAUCUUGCUCUAGCGGUUUUGUCGCAUCUCGCUCAUCCUAAACUUGAAGGUAGCGUGGCCGCCUUGUCGCUCAGUGAAAAGCUCGGUGGCGCGAUGCUGCUGUCUCCCUGGAUUGAUUUCCGGACUCAUUUCGAGAGCUACAAAGAGAAUGCAGCUCGAGAUGUCAUAUCGGCAAAAUCCCUUGGCCGCUGGGCGCAAGCAGUCAUGGGCGAUUUUACAUCAGAUGAGUAUAGUCACCCUACGCAGGCGCCAACGGGCUGGUGGAAGGACCUUCCUGUUGCGAGGAUCUUUGUUGGAGUGGGAGGGGACGAAGUGCUUUUGGAUUCAAUCGUAGCUUUUGCAAAGAAGCUCAAGGCUGAACAUUCCGAGGUGAGCAUUAGCCUCGUUCCUAGAGAGUUCCACGUCGAGCCGAUCACGGACUUUCUCUGGAAAUUUCCACCCGGGGCGCAAUUCCAAGCAAUGGCAUCAUGGUUAAACCAGACAUUUGCGCAAUAA